GAAGUUAGCAAGCGUGAGGCGGUUCGUCUCUAUAAACCAGACGUCGUCCCUUCUGCCUUUCAUAGCUUCUUAAUUCUUUCCACUCCAAUACUGACAUCCCAAACGGACUGAGAUUCUGCAAAUCAAACAUGGGAUUUAACGGUGAAAAGGGUCGACCCACCAAAAGGCACAAGUCUUCGUCGAAGGAUGAUCAUAGGAGCACGAUGAUUGAAGAUGAGGACGCGUAUUAUGCUGAAGAAUUUGACGACGAUAAUCGUGAUGGUGAGAAAGAGGGCAAGAAGAGAGAUUUUACAAAAUUAGAGCUAAAGCUGGAUCAUUCCAAUCGGCCCUUAUGGGCCUGCGCUGAUGGGCGGAUCUUCCUAGAGACUUUCUCGCCUCUGUACAAGCAGGCUUAUGAUUUUCUGAUUGCCAUAGCUGAGCCCGUGUGCAGGCCAGAGUCGAUGCAUGAGUACAACUUGACUCCUCACUCACUGUAUGCUGCAGUAUCAGUUGGUCUGGAAACUGAAACCAUUAUUUCUGUUUUGAAUAAAUUGUCGAAAACCAAGCUUCCUAAAGAGAUGAUUGAUUUCGUACAUGGUUCUACUGCCAAUUAUGGCAAGGUGAAGCUUGUGCUUAAGAAGAAUAGAUACUUUGUUGAAUCACCAUUUCCAGAGGUAUUGAAGAGGUUGCUUCGGGAUGAAGUUAUAUCUCGAGCAAGAAUCACUUCUGAGGGCUCAAAUGGUGGUGAUGGAUUUACAAUCAGCAAAGCCAUGGGUGAAAUUGAUGGUGGUCAUGAUGGGUUACUAAAUGAAGCAGAGUUGGCAGCUGCAGCUGAAGAAAAAGAAACUCAUUCUUUUGAAGUUGACCCAGCUCAGGUUGAAAAUGUAAAGCAACGGUGCUUGCCAAAUGCUUUAAAUUAUCCCAUGUUGGAGGAGUAUGAUUUCAGAAAUGACACAGUAAACCCUGAUCUUGACAUGGAAUUGAAACCUCAAGCACAACCGCGACCAUAUCAGGAGAAGAGCCUUAGUAAAAUGUUUGGGAAUGGUAGAGCAAGAUCUGGAAUCAUUGUACUACCAUGUGGUGCAGGGAAGUCUCUAGUUGGUGUUUCUGCAGCAUGCCGGAUACGAAAGAGCUGCCUAUGUUUAGCAACAAAUGCUGUGUCUGUUGAUCAGUGGGCCUUUCAGUUCAAGUUGUGGUCAACCAUACGAGAUGAACAAAUUUGCCGUUUCACAUCUGAUAGCAAAGAAAGGUUCCGUGGCAAUGCCGGUGUGGUCGUCACAACAUAUAACAUGGUUGCUUUUGGUGGUAAACGGUCUGAAGAAUCUGAAAAGAUUAUUGAAGAGAUCAGAAAUAGAGAAUGGGGGUUGCUUCUGAUGGAUGAGGUGCAUGUGGUUCCUGCUCACAUGUUUCGAAAAGUUAUUAGUAUCACUAAAUCUCACUGCAAACUUGGGCUCACUGCAACACUUGUCAGAGAGGAUGAAAGGAUAACAGACUUGAACUUCCUUAUUGGCCCAAAGCUAUAUGAAGCAAACUGGCUGGAUUUAGUGAAAGGGGGAUUUAUUGCGAAUGUGCAAUGUGCAGAAGUGUGGUGUCCCAUGACAAAAGAGUUUUUUGCCGAAUAUCUGAAAAAAGAAAAUUCCAAGAAAAAGCAGGCGCUUUAUGUGAUGAAUCCUAACAAGUUUAGGGCUUGUGAGUUUCUCAUACGGUUCCAUGAGCAGCAACGGGGUGAUAAGAUCAUUGUUUUUGCUGAUAACCUUUUUGCACUAACAGAGUAUGCAAUGAAGCUUCGAAAACCUAUGAUCUAUGGUGCUACCAGCCAUGUUGAAAGGACGAAAAUUCUCGAGGCUUUUAAGACCAGUCGGGAAGUAAACACUGUUUUUCUUUCAAAGGUGGGUGAUAAUUCCAUAGAUAUCCCUGAGGCAAAUGUGAUUAUUCAGAUUUCAUCACAUGCUGGUUCAAGACGUCAAGAAGCUCAACGACUUGGUCGUAUUCUUAGAGCAAAGGGUCGCAUUCAGGAUAGGAUGGCAGGAGGUAAAGAGGAGUACAAUGCUUUUUUCUAUUCUCUUGUAUCUACAGAUACACAGGAGAUGUAUUACUCAACUAAAAGGCAGCAAUUUUUGAUUGAUCAAGGCUACAGCUUUAAGGUGAUAACGAGUUUGCCUCCACCAGACUCGGGAGCAGAUCUGAGCUACCACCGGCUUGAUGAGCAACUGGCACUUCUAACCAAGGUAUUGAGUGCUGGUGAUGAUGCGGUUGGUUUAGAGCAAUUAGAAGAAGAUGCGGAUGACAUAGCCCUUCAAAAAGCCCGUCGCUUUGUGGGAUCAAUGAGUGCAAUGUCUGGUUCAAAUGGGAUGGUUUACAUGGAAUACAAUACCGGACGGAACAAACACCCUGGGCAGAGCAAGGUGAAGGCCAAACCCAAGGAUCCAUCCAGGAGGCACUAUUUAUUCAAGCAACGAUUUGGCUGAUAGGGGACUAUUGUAUUUAGUAUGUAGGAAUCAAAGAGAAUGGAUAAAUAUUGUGUUUCUCAAUAGGUUGGGAAGGAAAUGAUUUGCAUCAAUAACUGAUCUGUGUGUACAUAUGUUUUGCAUUGAAAAUGUAAAGGGAGAUCAAUUGGGGAAGCUAGAGUUUGAUUUUUUGUUUUCUUAGUAGCAUCGGUGUUUGGGAGUACCGAAUCGAAUUUGAAAUAAAUGUAAUAUAAAACUGUAUUAAUUUUAUGUAAUGUGAUGUUUAGCUCCAA
Malania oleifera is the source of this 2719-nucleotide messenger RNA. Its product is annotated as general transcription and DNA repair factor IIH helicase subunit XPB1. NCBI's taxonomy places the organism in Eukaryota, Viridiplantae, Streptophyta, Magnoliopsida, Santalales, Ximeniaceae. The coding region runs from base 129 to 2447 and encodes 772 amino acids. Gene Ontology annotation, molecular function: DNA binding; 3'-5' DNA helicase activity; hydrolase activity. The transcript has 20 exons. Gene Ontology annotation, cellular component: transcription factor TFIIH holo complex; nucleotide-excision repair factor 3 complex; transcription preinitiation complex. The record is from RefSeq and is a predicted model, not a curated record. Gene Ontology annotation, biological process: transcription initiation at RNA polymerase II promoter; nucleotide-excision repair.